Scatophagus argus is the source of this 11227-nucleotide messenger RNA. It is a transcript of the gene kcnh2b, whose product is annotated as potassium voltage-gated channel, subfamily H (eag-related), member 2b. Gene Ontology annotation, molecular function: inward rectifier potassium channel activity. The coding region runs from base 1110 to 5087 and encodes 1325 amino acids. Gene Ontology annotation, cellular component: membrane. NCBI's taxonomy places the organism in Eukaryota, Metazoa, Chordata, Actinopteri, Scatophagidae. The record is from RefSeq and is a predicted model, not a curated record. The transcript is spliced from 23 exons. Gene Ontology annotation, biological process: potassium ion transmembrane transport; regulation of heart rate by cardiac conduction; membrane repolarization during action potential.
GCGUGUGGAAGACAGGUAAUGCCACUCAAAGCCGCACACCUGACGGCCGUUUAGCCGUUUAGCCGCAGCCUUUCAGAGCAGGUGUGUGAUAAAAACCUGCCGUGUAACACGAAGCACGUUCCUUCUUUUUCAUCCCACACCGACCGCUUUCCCAGAAUGGAGUUUACGUCGUGCUAUUAGAGGCUACGUUCGCCCAAAUGUAACAAAGGACUGAGUUUUUAACAUAAUCACUGAUACCGGGGGUACUUCUGUGCCCCGGGCCCCUCUUUGGGCCGCUCAGGUGGAAUGCACAUCUCCGCUCCUGAUGAGCAAAGGGUUAAAAGAAGCGCAGCUAGACGCCGGUGGAGCUGAAGUCAUCCGGCAGAGCGCACGGCGAGGAGGAGGAGGAGGAGGAGGAAGAGGAGGAGGAGGAGAGAUACAGAGAACACCUCCAAAAACACCCAUCUAGGACGACUCAAGCUGCGUAUGUGCUCUCUGCCGUUUUCUUUCAAUCUUUGUUGUGUUCCUUCUCCCUGCUGUUAAGCGCAAACAUAUUCCGACGCACAGAGGAGGGGAGGUGGACAGAGAAACAAAUAAUAAACGCCCCCCUCCCCUCCCCCUCCCUCCCCCAACACCCACCACUCCCCCCCCUCCUCUUCCACAACUAUGGCUCCAACGACGCUCGUCGGAAAGCUCGGCCGGUCCGCUUCACAGGAGCGGGCUGCAAUGCAGGAGGAGAGGUCUGCCGUGCUCCACCGAGUGUGAGACCAGGAAGAAAUAUCAGCUGACAGCCGGCCCUCGCCUCGGGGGACAGAAACAGACACCCUCAACCUGGAAACCAGAGGCUGGAAACGGCUCAGUUCUGCCGUGCGUACAGUGCGCCUCCUGUCCACAACUCUCACCUCCUCUCCUCACUUUCUCCUGGAGAGCCAACACGAGCCUUUUGUCUCUCUGACCAACUUGGGGGAAACUUUGGAUCCCGGAUCAGAGCCUGUCCCCGUUGAGUCUUCAUGCAGGGAGCGCAGUGAGCAUCGUGCGCUCGGCUGCGGGGGACUGGAAACGCAGCGUCGGUGUGAUAUUAUUAAAACUCCUGCAAAGUCUCCCAAAGUCCAGGGGCCACCGCUGCGAAGAUGCCCGUCCGGAGGGGCCAUGUGGCUCCGCAAAACACCUUCCUGGACACCAUCAUCAGGAAAUUCGACAGUCAAAGCCGUAAGUUCGUCAUAGCCAAUGCAAGAGUGGAGAACUGCGCCAUCAUCUUCUGCAACGAUGGCUUCUGCCACAUGUGUGGUUACUCUCGUGCUGAGAUCAUGCAAAAGCCAUGCACAUGUAACUUCCUGUACGGACCUGAUACCAAACGACUGGCCAUCGCCCAGAUGGCACAGGCCCUGCUUGGUUCGGAGGAGAGGAAAGUGGAGAUCAACCUUUACCGCAAAGAUGGGCACUGCUUUUUGUGUAUGGUGGAUGUGGUGCCAGUGAAGAACGAGGAUGGCGUGGUGAUCAUGUUCAUCCUCAACUUCGAGGUCAUGACAGAGGGGACAUUCCAAGACCACAAAGAGGAGCUCAACCACCGCCUGCCCACCUGGCUUGUCACAGGUCGCCCACGAGGCUUCAAGCUGCGUCUUCCACUGCUGCGCUCCUUGUCCAACAGUAAAGCGUCUCUGGACGACGCAGAGGCCGGUCAUAUCCCCACAGCUACACCUCUGCCGCUGCACCCAGACCACCAAAGUCACGAGUCCUUAGGCCUGGGGGAGCUGUUGCCCCUUCCCCCUUUACCACCAGACCACCAGGAGCAAAUCAGUGGGAGCAGGUCAGCUCUACAGGGUUGGCCGGAAGACCGCCAGGAGGACCAGCGCACCUUACUGAGCUCUGACCCUCCCGUACCCGCUGCUCCACACAGAGCCCACCUGGCGGGUCCCCUCACCCAGUCUUCACCCUGCGUAGCACCUCACCACCGCCUCAGCCUCAACCCGGACGGCUCGGGCUCCAACUGUUCCCUUUCGCACAGCCGCUCGCGGGAGAGCUUCCACAGCAUGCGUCGCGCCUCCUCCGUAGACGAGAUCGAGGCCAUGAGGCCCGACUGGGACCGAAAGAACCGCAGAGCGAGUAUCCGGCAGGGCAGCAGCAGCACUGGUGCAGUAAACAGUAAGUCCAACAUAUUGAACUCCACGUCGGACUCGGACCUCAUGCGGUACCGCACCAUUUCCAAAAUCCCACAGAUUACCCUGAACUUUGUGGAUUUCAAACCUGACCCACUCAUUGCCCUGCCCACUGGAGAGAUGGACAUCAUAGCUCCCUGCAAACUCAUCGACCGCACCCACAACGUGACAGAGAAAGUCACACAGGUGCUGUCUCUGGGUGCAGAUGUAUUGCCCGAGUACAAGCUGCAGGCUCCUCGCAUCCACAAGUGGACGGUGUUGCACUACAGCCCCUUCAAGGCGGUGUGGGACUGGCUCAUCCUGCUGCUGGUCAUCUACACCGCCAUCCUGACACCCUACUCAGCCGCGUUCCUCCUCAACGACCAGUCUCUUCUGUCUAUUCUCACCUCUCAGGAAGACCCAGCCAUGCAGAGUUGCAUUUACUCCUGCUCUCCUCUUAAUGUGGUGGACCUCAUAGUGGACAUCAUGUUCAUUAUUGACAUCCUUAUCAACUUCAGGACAACAUAUGUGAACUCUAAUGAUGAGGUGGUGAGCCAUCCGGUGCGCAUCGCCGUCCACUACUUUAAAGGCUGGUUCCUCAUCGACAUGGUGGCGGCCAUUCCCUUUGACCUGCUCAUCUACCGCAACGGCGAGGAGACCACCACUCUGAUUGGUCUGCUGAAAACGGCUCGUCUCCUUCGAUUGGUGCGUGUAGCCAGGAAACUGGACCGCUACUCGGAGUACGGCGCAGCUGUCCUCUUCCUCCUCAUGUGCACCUUCGCCCUCAUCGCUCACUGGCUGGCUUGCAUCUGGUAUGCCAUUGGUAACGUAGAGAGGAAUGGUUCAAUCGGUUGGCUCCACACACUGGGGGACCAACUGGGAAAACACUACAACGACUCCGUUCAAGGUUCAGGACCCUCCAUCAAAGACAAGUACGUCACAGCUCUGUACUUCACCUUCAGCAGUCUGACCAGUGUGGGAUUUGGAAAUGUCUCCCCAAACACCAACUCUGAGAAGAUCUUCUCCAUCUGUGUCAUGCUCAUAGGAUCCCUCAUGUAUGCCAGCAUCUUUGGGAACGUGUCAGCCAUCAUCCAGCGGCUGUACUCUGGGACGGCCCGCUACCACACCCAGAUGCUGCGAGUCAGGGAGUUCAUCCGCUUCCACCAGAUCCCGAACCCGCUCAGGCAGAGGCUGGAGGAGUAUUUCCAGCACGCCUGGUCCUACACCAACGGCAUCGACAUGAAUGCUGAUGAUUGGAAGACUUUGUCUCAGCAUGCAUGGUCCGACACCGUCAGAGAAAAUAGGAAAGAUGUGCUGAAAGGCUUCCCAGAGUGUCUCCAGGCAGAUAUCUGCCUGCAUCUGAACCGGACAUUGCUGCAGAACUGUAAGGCUUUUAAAGGCUCCACCAAGGGCUGCCUCAGGGCAUUGGCCAUGAAGUUCAAGACCACCCACGCACCCCCUGGUGACACGCUGGUCCAUGCUGGGGACGUCCUCACAGCCCUCUACUUCAUAUCUAGGGGAUCUAUAGAGAUACUAAGAGGAGAUGUUGUGGUUGCCAUCCUGGGGAAGAAUGACAUCUUCGGCGAACCUAUCAACCUGUAUGCCCGACCAGGUAAAUCCAACGCUGAUGUGAGGGCACUGACCUACUGCGACCUCCAUAAAAUCUUUAGAGAAGAUGUUCUGGAGGUUCUGGAUAUGUAUCCUGAGUUUGCAGACAACUUCUGGAACAACCUGGAAAUCACCUUCAACCUGCGAGAUACCAACAUGAUCCCAGGCUCGCCAAGCAGCGAUGACUCCAACUGUGGGGGAUUCAAUAAAUUACGCAGACGCAAGUUAUCAUUCCGAAGACGUACAGAAAAAGAUGAUGCAGAUGCUGGAGAAAUUAAAAAGUCUCAUAAGUCUGUGAGGCGAAGACAGAGGGAGGCAGCCAACAACCAAAAACACGAGGGUGCACCAAAGCGUAAGUGGGAGGUGCAUCGAAGCUCAGUGUCUUCUCACUCCAGCGGGGAUGAGGGGGAAGAGUCACUUGUGACCAGGCUCGCGCCUCCACCGGAAACGCUGGAGAAUCCUCAGGCUCAGGCUACACCCAUGAGCUUUAACGAGAACACUGAGGGCGAGGGAGACCCCAAAACUGGGAACACCUGCAACGCUCUGUCAGGUGCAUUCUCAGGUGUGUCCAACAUCUUUAGUUUCUGGGGGGAGAGUCGGGGCGGUAGUCAAUACCAGGAGGUUCCCAGCUGCAGCCUGGCCUCUCCCCCACCCCUCAACACGCCGCUGCACAGCCUGAGCCGACAUCAACGCAACCAGCUGGACACGCGCCUGGACCUACUGCAGAAACAGCUCAACAGGUUGGAAAGUCGAAUGUCAACGGACAUCGGAGCAAUCAUGCAGCUGCUGCAGAGACAGAUGGCCCUGGUUCCUCCUGCCUACAGCACUGUCUCCUCACCACCUCAGGCUUCACCCUACCCCGGCCCUGGCCCAGGACCAAGUCCAGGAGAGAGACUGAUCCAGCCUGUUACACCUCUGGAGACAGACACUCUGGCAUCUCUAUCACAGAUCUUGGAUACCCAGGACUUUGAGGAAUUCCCAGCUAAGCCUCUUGACUCCCUGCAACCCCAGAACUCCCCACUGCUCAAUACCAGCCAGGGCCAGCUUGCCCCCUCUGGACUGGACAGCCUGGGGCAGCAUCUUGAACUGGAGCUGGGACUGGGGACUGGGGUCAUUUCAGGGCCAGCAGUAGGCUCAAGUUUAGGGUUAUCUUUAGGGAGUAGAGCAGCAGUGGGGUCAAGCUUAGGAGCAGGGUUAGACUUUGGUUCAGGGGUUUGUAUGGGGGCCGGGGCUGGGCCAGCAGCUGGAACAGGAGUAUCUUCCCUGGAUCCCGAAACCCAAAGGAGGCUGUCCCUUCAGGAACCACAGACUCCUCUGGACUCACGGACACCACAGAGACACAGCUCCGACCCAGGAGGGAGCUAAGGAAUAGAUGAAGGGGGGAGGAGAGUGGGAGGGGAAAGAGAGAUAUGGACAGAGAGCAAGUGUUUUAUCCUGCUGUUUGUACUGUCAGGACUCACAGGACUUUGGAAAUCAAGGGGCACCUACUGUACCUACCACUAAAACCCUUUAGGGCACCCAGCUACUGUAUCUUUCCACCUCUGACCUCUCAAGAACAGACACACAGCUCAGAGAGAGUGAAGCCAGGCCGAGGGGGGGCGGGGGGCUCAAGGAAAGGGUCGAGGCCUCUCUUUCUGUCUCUCUCUUACAUAACCUCCCCCCUCCUCACCAAACAAAUGGAGCAUUCUGAACUCCACAAUGGUACAACCUUUAACCAAAACCACAAAAAGAGCAAAGAGGGGCUCUGCAUCGUAAUGGAAAAGGUCCAGGUCAACGCAGACUGAUCUGAUGACACAUCUUCACACACACGAAAUGACUGCUAACCUAUAGGAGAAUCCCUUUACUGCUGUAUCCAGUGUUGGAUGACUGACAAGAAGAAGAAAACAAAACCAACAACGGACAGAAUUAUGACGAAACAAGUAGCCAUUUACGUCUUGCACUGAUAUUGAUAUAAUGAUAAUUCUAUUCUAUAUGUCCGUGGCGCUUCCGAAAAAAAAAAAAAUCACAAACUGGUUGGUAAAUUGUAGUGUUAGCUGGCCUAACAGGAAACCUGCUGUCCCGUUCUGUUAUUGGUUCCGUUCCCCCUGAUGUCCUGCCCCAAGAGGUGGAGCCGAUGCGCCCCCCUCCCCCCUUCCCAAGAGCACACUGGAUUGGCUGGUUUGCACCUCAGGGGUGGGAACUGGAGGGUUAAAAGCCAUGAAUUUUCUCGACGAACAUAUCAGCUGCCCUAUCAUAAACGUUGUACAGGUUUGCUAGUGGGUGAAGAACGUAUGGCAUGCUUAGACAGUGUCACAAACAGGUAAACUGGCAAACUUACAAGAUAAGAACAGUGCACCAACAGCAAACUAUAAACAUUUAAACAAGCAGGAAAUCCCAGCUUACUGAUUCCAUGAGCUGUGACCUUGUAGAGAAACAAGAAGUCGAUUAUCAAAGUGAAGUCAGCAGUGACAUGAUACUGACCUGCUGUGAUUUCUAAAAAAGCAAGAACAUGAAUAAAGGAAAAAAAAGUGGAAUGAUUCUAGUUUAUCGUUGAUGAAUUUGCUACCUCAGAUUUCAUUGGUCCUUACUUGUUUCACCUGAGCAAGAACCCCAAAUGCUUUUACCUUGUACAUAACAGUUUGUCAUGUGAUGUAUAAAUAUACAAGUUUGCCAGUUUACAAUGACCAGCCGAAUGCGCCAUUAUUCUAUGUGUGAUACAAUAUGCAAACACUGGCAAGAAGAGCUGAGUGAGUGCGCUUUCAUUUUCUUAUUGUGUGAUAAGUUCAGGUCCAAAGCUUUUUAUGUGUGUGUUUGUCCUCUUUAUUUAUUUAAUUUUUUUGUCUUUCAGUCUGCAGAACAUGUCAUGCAGUACAUUUGCUUCCACACACUACUGAGGGACAACGGAUUUGAAUACUGAGGACAAUUUUUUUUGCCCCAGAUUUAUUUUAUUAGCUUGUUUGAUAAAAAUGCUAGAGUCUGUGUUCCACAAAUAAAAAUCCUUUACAGCGUACGUUUUAGUAAACUUAGGAGGUCAUCACAGAAUUUUCAAUACUACAGCAGUGAUACUUGAGCACUGCCGUUUUUGGUAAAGCUUAAGCUCAUUACCUGCCGCUCUCAAGUCCUCAGAUACACAUGUGAUCCUGUCACGUCAUGCUAGCAAGCCACCAGCUCUGAGGUGUGAUGGUGACUGCUUCGCCCAAACACCACUCUGUUAAAACUGAGGUCAGUUUGUCACUGAAGGUAAUAGAGCUUAGUUAAAUUCCUUUGAUUUUUGAUCAAGUUUAUCAAUCCAUCACACUGCGCCAUUCAGGUUGAUCAGAGUGAAGCUCAGGCUUCAUUUGGUGGCUUCACUUCAGUGUGGUGACACUGUGCUGCUGGCUGUGUGACCUACUGCCAUCCACCACAGUACAAAUAACAUUAGUUUGUAAGAAUUUGGAAAGGUAAUGUGUUGAAGAGUUCUUGGAACCGUGAACUAAAAAGGCCCAGGUUUCCAUCUUCCUUCAUAAUGUACAUAUAUAAAUAAUACUGUACAUCCAGUGCAGUGGAAGGUUGUGCUUCAUGAAAGCAGUGCAGCACCUCAAAAGCCAAAAAGAUACCAUUGGCCUGUCAAAGAACUGGCAUUUGAUAAAGGCUGGUUUCUCAAUCUCAAUAACUACCAUAGCAAUAUAAUUUUCCCCUAGGAUUUCUCAUAAAUUAAUAAGUAUAUUUCAAAGGUGGUGAUAGAAAUAAACAUGGAGUAAUGGUGGAGUCCGGAUGUGAAAAAAUAAGAGCAUGUGCAAUGAUACACCUUUAGAGUGAAGUUUAACUAAAAGGCGUUUUUCAUUUCUAAAAAAAAACCCCAAACAAACAAUGUUUUAGUUUUAGCAGUUUUCCUUUUUAGUGGCAAAGAUGAAGGAAGAUAAUAACCCAUCUUCAGCAUCUUCAAAUUGUCUUCCCUUACUAAAUAUACGGACAGACCCUUUCCUGUUCAUCGCAAGCUGGAGAGUCAUACCAGAGGAGGGAAAGCCUGUUGAAGUGCAAUAGUCCUUUAAUAGUUAAGUCUUGUAGCAGCUUAACCGCAUCCAUUCAUUUUAGCACUUUAUUUCUUAAGCAGUGCAGAGUUUUAUAAUAGAGACUCAGGAACGUGUCAUUGAUGUUAGAAGGUUCAUUUUCCUUUUUCUCAGAACUUAAACCAACCAAUUAGAAGGAGGGAAAGAAGUAUUAGACAAAAGUGACAUUUACCAGGUCGGAAUUCCCCUUUAAUGCAGAAUUGUGAAGAUUGUAUUUUGCUGCUGGCUGGUCUAAGCUAUUAUAUUUAUUUAUUGUUGUAGGAUUAAUAUUGUUUGUGGAUUGUAGCUACUAUGAUUUGUCACUGUCGGAUUAAUGAACAGCUCAUUUGGUGGAGCGAGUGAAGGCUGUCUGUGUAAGCAUCUAUAACUUCUGGACUAAUCCGGACAUUUACGCUUGCGCAAGCGUUCUCAAUAUUUAUUCAAUAUUUAUGGGUGUAAGUGCUUGCUGAGCAGUACACAUGAUGAUUAUUAGUGUUAUUAUUAUUAUCUUUAAGAAUAAUUCUAAAUUGAUCAACUCCCAAAGGCACACAGUUGCCGUUGCCUCAUUGCCCGGUCGGCCUGCUCUGUCUGCUGUCACAGCUGUUGUCAGUGUUCCUGUGUGUGCACUAAUUGGACUGUGUGGCUUCAUGUAUGCAGCUGAUAUCACACUCUGUAGAGGUGCACUUCACUAAGGAACCAAAGCAAGUGAGUUCUGUAAGAAAUGAUUGUUGGUGAUAUUCUUUAACUCACAUGUGAAUAACAAAAUGAAUUUUGGCUCAACUUUUGACUGAAGUAGAAGAAGCUGUAGAUGCAGCUGGAUUAUCUGUGAUUUUGAAGUUCAACCAAGGAGUUGUUUUUUUUUUUUUUUUUACAGCGAUACCAUAAGAAUUUUUUGGGGUGGUUGUGAUUAAGAUGGUUUGGAAAACUUGAGUCCAGAGGAUUAUUGUAAAGGUGAGGAUGUCCAAACAUUGUUAGAAGUGAUUCUUGCCACUUUCGGGUGAAAGGUGGUUCAGCAUAUUAAUACGUUCAGGGGCGUGUCCAGACUUUUGUCACUGGGGUGGCCCAAGUGGGGAUAUAUGUGCGUGCGCAUGUACAUCAUGUCAUGACGGUGCUGUUAAUAUCAAUAGCAUUGAUAUCUUAUCGACUUUAAUUCAAACUUUGCAAUAUCCCACUGUUUCAUACGCUCUGGUAUUACAUUUUUUGAUUUUUGUUUUUUUUUCACAUGACAUUUCUUUUGCUGGCACAUUUAUCCAAAGCAAAGAGUGAGAUGAAACAUAUAACUUAAAGCUUCCAUGCUUAAUUCUUUAAAACUGCAAAAAGAAAUUUUGCCUCAUGUAAAUCGGCUUCUUGCAAAAUACUGUUCAGUUGAUUUGAACUAAGGUCCUGCCUGUCACUGUGCAGAUAGCCAAUCAUAAUUAAGCGUAAUAGGAUUGGAAGCUGAGCUGGCCAUUCAGAUUCCAGUGCCACCCCAGCCCCUCCUUCUGGGCACAUCCCUGACUGUUUUGUAUUAGAGCUUGUGACAGAGUUGCAAGAAUCCUUAAAACGUGUGUGAAUGCAUCACAGAUGUCCACAGCUGAUAAGCUGACGCUGACCAAAUCGAUCUGCUGAAUCCUUCUUACUACUGAGCCCUAUCUGCUUUUUGUCGUGUUUCGUAUGGUUUAAUUUGCUGCCACGCCCAUCACCAUCGGUUAGUUUUCACCAGCAUGUGGUCACCGGGAUAUCAAAUGGCUCUUUGACUACAAACUACAGGCUCAGAUAUCCACUAAACACAGUGAAUCUGUUUGUAUUUAUAGUGCAGUGCUAAGGUACUGGUGUUCAGAAGUGGACUCUCCAUCUCACAUACUGUAGCGUGAGUGUCGUUAGCAUUCAAUAACAGUCACCUAGUGGCCUGAACUGUAUCUUUACAUUCAGAACUAUGACCUCAAAACUAGAAUGUGGUUGUUAACUUCUUAUUUGACCUUGUAUGUGACUGUAGACGUUAUUGGAAUAUUCAGUGCUAGAUAAUACAUUUAUGUAACGCACACUGCAUAUUAUAACAGUAGAGGGUGCACUUUGAAAAACAAAACAAAACAUGGAGGACUGGGUGUGUUUGUGGGUGGGGGGUGGGGGGGUGUUUAAUAAAGUUAGAGUGCUUUUCCCCCUUUGCAUUUGAACACACAUGCACACACGCGCACACACACACACUUUCCUCAAUGGCUCUUCCAUACCACUGAGCUUUUUUCAGCUCUGUUCAACUUUCUAUGAGUUCCGACAGACUUGAGUCCUGUAUUUGUAGAUAUUUUGAGCACUUGGGGAGGGGGGGUUUGGUACAGUUUACACAACACUGGAUCUGCUCUGUCACUCCUUGCCUGUACAUACCAACUUCGACUACUUGUAAAGGAAUCAAACUCUUUGGCACUCAUAUAGCCAGCACUAUGCAGAAACUGAAAACAUUUGUUUGGCAUGCUUUGAAAUGCAGAAUACUAUAGAGGAAAAUAUACUAAAUGAAUAAAGUCUGCUCUAAUUUCUUAUUGAAAUAAUCACCUUAUUGAAAAAAAAAGAUGUGUGGACAAAGCUGUUUGUGUUAUAAAGAUGGAUAUGAUGAUGAGGGUGAUUAAAUGUGAUUAGGAUGAUGAAGCUAAAGACUUUUAAUAUUGUGCACAUUUUUACUUGCAUGCUGCGCUGAAAAUCAUCCAGCAUUGAGAGGGUUUGAUGUGCAAAGCAGCUGAUUUUUGCUGUAUGCUUGCAAACUGUGUGUAGAGUGAAACACUGAAUUCUUCCAGGUUAUGGGAGAGUCAUAUUUAUAUAUACAUAUAUAUUCAUACUACUUCCAGGUCAUGGAAGAGAGGGGUACUGAAUAGCUGCAAAUAUAGUGAUCCUAGAUGAUACAAUAUUAUAUUGUAUAUUUGUAUCUUUGGUUGCGAACCACAGAGUGAUGCAUGUGUGGCGGUCCUGAGCAGAACUAUUAUUACCCAAAUAUCAAGGAGCGCUUGAUUUUCCUUAUCUGAGCUCUGUUUCCACUCUUUUUACAGGAAAGUUAAAUCAAGGGAACCUAAAAUAUUCGAAAUCCUGCUUUUGCCCAGCUGGGACAGGCUACACUCUGAAGAGUAACUGUUCUCAACACAUCUGAACGCAGUUUGGGAGACACGUGUGACUUUCUUUUUAGCAUAUGACGUGUUAAAAUCUGUUAGCAAUAGCAUAUCUUAGACACAUUAUGCUAAAAAGUACUGAGAUGUGUGACAUGUCCCAAAGCAAACUCUCACAGGUGUUUUGAAAAUGGGCCUUCUUCUUUGUUAAUAGUGUGUCCUCUCUGGCUGUCCCUGGAGUAUCAUAGAUUUGUAACACUGGAUUGGUCGAUGGAGCGCUCCUAGGAGCUCAUAAUACAUGAUUCAUAUCAAAUGUUGAAGAAAGUUGCAGGGGGAAAUGGUGAAGCUCCAGGUUCUGAUUGUGUGAUAGCAUUAUUAAUGGUUGAACUUUAUAAAAUUUCAAAAUAUUUCUUUCAAUAAACCUCUUUGAAAG